AUGGCUGAGGACCAGGUGAUGAAUGUUGUUGUACUCGACAACCCGUCAGCUUUCUUGAAUCCAUUUCAGUUUGAAAUAACAGUUGAGUCUAUAGAAGAUUCCCAGGAAGAUCUCGAAUGGAAAAUAAUUUAUGAAUUCAUCCGUGUUGGUUACUACGUAAAUAACUAUUACACGGAACCUGAGCUGCAGGCCCAGCCACCAGCAACACCAGAGUUCGACAAACUGCAACGCAAUAUUUUCGCAAUAAAUCCUACAGUAACUCGUUUCAAGGUUGACUCGGAUGACUAUCCCAGUAGAGAAACAAGUAGUGGAGGUGGUGAGAAUGGUACUUCUGUUAUGGAAAGUGGAAGUACUACAAAUAGCAUGCGCUCAUCCCUUGAGGCAACUUUGACAGCAAAUGGUUUGGAUGGUGGACCUAUAAGGGCUUCUUGA
This is a messenger RNA of Schistocerca serialis cubense, 432 nucleotides long. RefSeq names its product histone chaperone ASF1A-like. The record is from RefSeq and is a predicted model, not a curated record. Gene Ontology annotation, biological process: DNA replication-dependent chromatin assembly. Gene Ontology annotation, cellular component: nucleus. Lineage: Eukaryota; Metazoa; Arthropoda; Insecta; Orthoptera; Acrididae. Gene Ontology annotation, molecular function: histone binding. The coding region runs from base 1 to 432 and encodes 143 amino acids. The transcript has 2 exons.